Molecule: messenger RNA, 880 nt
Organism: Corticium candelabrum
Lineage: Eukaryota; Metazoa; Porifera; Homoscleromorpha; Homosclerophorida; Plakinidae
Product: ER lumen protein-retaining receptor 2-like
Exons: 4
Coding region: 68-706 (212 amino acids)
Biological process (GO): endoplasmic reticulum to Golgi vesicle-mediated transport; protein retention in ER lumen
Cellular component (GO): cis-Golgi network; membrane; endoplasmic reticulum
Molecular function (GO): ER lumen protein retrieval receptor activity
Source: RefSeq, a predicted model, not a curated record
GCGCAUGCGCAUUUAGUGCACUAACGGCCAUAUUGCCACGUAGACUGUCCGCGCAGUAGCUUGGAACAUGAACGUUUUCCGCUUGUGUGGUGAUUUGUCCCAUUUGCUAGCUAUUAUUAUUCUUCUAGUGAAGAUUUGGAAGACCAGGUCGUGUGCUGGGAUUUCUGGCAAGAGUCAAGUGUUGUUUGCACUAGUAUUCACUACUCGUUAUGUUGAUCUUGUGAUAUCGUUUGUGUCUAUCUACAACACCGUCAUGAAAAUCAUCUUUAUUGUGACAAGCUAUGCAACUAUCUUCCUUGUUUAUGUCAAAUUCAAGGCGACAUAUGAUUCAAAUCAUGACACGUUUAGAGCUGAGUUCUUGGUUGUGCCGUGUGCCGGUUUGGCUUUCUUGGUGAACCAUGAAUUCAGUGCAGUUGAGAUAUUAUGGACAUUUUCUAUCUACAUGGAGUCGCUUGCUAUUCUUCCUCAACUUUUCAUGAUCUCAAAGACAGGCCAGGCUGAGACCAUUACCAGCCACUACCUUUUCGCUCUCGGUCUUUAUCGUGGUCUCUACUUAGUAAACUGGAUCUUUCGCUAUUACACUGAAGGAUUCUUUGAUCUAAUUGCCAUCGUUGCUGGUGCAGUGCAGACAGUCUUCUAUUGUGAUUUCUUUUAUCUCUACAUCACAAAAGUUCUGAAAGGUCAGAAGCUGCAGCUUCCGGCAUAAUUACUUUUUCUCCAGUCUCAACAUGCAGCUGUGUCAGUUGGCUAUUGGCUGGAUUAUCCAUGGCAGGUUGUAUAGUGAUGGUGACACUUUGACUAGUAUAGCGUAUCUUGUAUAUGUUGGUCUGUUACCAUGUGGUGUGAGACUGUUGCCGAAAUAAAUUAGUAUCGAUUUGGA